GUUGGUGGAGAAAAUUACACAAUGCAAAUCUGGGAUACCGCAGGUCAGGAAAGGUUCAAAUCUCUCCGAACACCAUUUUACAGAGGAGCUGAUAUUUGCUUGUUAACUUUUGCAGUUGAUGACCGAAAAAGCUUUGAGAACCUACCAAUGUGGAAGCGGGAGUUUCUUUAUUAUGCCGACAUCAAAGAGGGAUCUCCCUUCCCAUUUAUAAUCAUUGGAAAUAAGGUGGAUGUGCCGAACAGGGAGGUAGCAGAAGACAUGGCUCGGACCUGGUGCGCUCGAAACGGGAACAUGCCAUAUUUUGAGACUAGCGCGAAAGAUUCCACAAAUGUAGAAAAGGCUUUUAUUUCUGCUGUCUCCUGGCUACGAGAUAUGGAGGACCAGUUAGAUAUCCGGCCAGUGCAAACAAACUCUGUCGAUUUGAGCGAACGAUCCAAAUCUUCCAAUUCUGGUUGCUGUAGUUAA
This is a messenger RNA of Candidula unifasciata, 465 nucleotides long. The record is from the annotation of a GenBank genome assembly. Lineage: Eukaryota; Metazoa; Mollusca; Gastropoda; Stylommatophora; Geomitridae.